GGUCGUUCAAAGGAGAGUGGAAUACGCAAGCCACUGCCCGGGAACGAUGCGGUUGUGCAGAUGGAGGGGCAAAGCUCGAUGCUGCAGCCGUGGGAUCUGCCGGAUUGGACCAUUACGAGGUAUGAGAUCGACCGCGAGAUCAAGAUCGGCGUCGGAUACUUUAGUGAUGUGUACAAGGGGACUUGGAAGGGGCGCGCGGUAGCGAUCAAGGUCCUCGCGCCAACGACGCCACGCAAGCUCUUUGUGCGUGAGGCGGGCAUCUGGCGCGGGCUGCGACAUCGGAAUGUGCUUCAGCUGUUUGGCGCGAGUAGCGCUGUCGAGGGUGGGAUGUGGUUCCUGGUUUCUCCAUACCUGCCAAAUGGCACUCUUGUCGAAUACUUGAAGCGCGUGGAGUCGAGGAUUGCGGCCGGCUUGGAGGGACCCGGCUCACCAAGGUUAGGAGGGCAAGGAUCACCACGCCUGGGCGCUACCUCUCCUCGCCGUUCAACGGCUGGACAUGCAAAGCUAGCCACAUUGCCAGGGGCCCCGAUCAUGGAAGCGGGAACAGCUCGCGCUGGCGGUUUUGCGCUUCCCUCUCUGGAUGACCCAGCGUCCGCUCACCAGCGCACGAUGAGCCUCGAUCGUCACUCGCCCAUGCGUCCACCGGGGCCCGCUAGACAAGACAGCCUGAGCGUAGGGCUGUUGCGUGCUUCGCUGGAGGCGCAGAGCCCUUCGAGGACGCCUUCAAGCUCGUCCAGUGCAUCAACGACACCUACGGGGGAACCUGCGUCAUCUAUGCCUGGGGCCACGCCUCCUACAGAAGGGGACGAGGACCCUGCAGACGUGCUCCGCUACCUUCUUGAGAUCGCGCGAGGAAUGGAGUACCUGCAUUCGAAGGGGGUGCUUCAUGGUGACUUGAAGGCCGCCAACGUACUUGUCGACGACAACCACCAUGCGGUUAUCUCUGACUUUGGUCAGAGCGAGAUGCGAAGCGAGGUGUAUCGCAUCAGCGGACUCGGCGGGCAUGGACACGGCACACUGCGAUGGCAAGCGCCCGAGCUACUAUCGGGGGCGACGGAACGUAUCACGACAGAGACGGACGUGUAUGCGUUUGCCAUCACCGCUGUCGAGGUACUUGGCUUCGGAAGGCUACCUUGGGGGCAACUGGACGAUGAAGCAGUGCGAUGGGCAGUUCUGACGAACGAUGCCCGCCCGCAGGUGCCGGGUAUAUCAGCGCAUGGCACACCAACAGCGAGCAGUACGCCGACGUCUGGUCAUGCUAGCCCAGCCAGUCCAGCCAGCAUCAUCCAUGCGAUUAUACCGAGCCAUACGACUCCGGUGCUCUCGGCCCUUCUUCGAGCGUGCUGGGCGCGCGACCCCUUCAAACGGCCUAUGUUCAGCCAAGUUGUUCGUGACGUGAAGCGGCUACGGAAGCAAGCGGGCUGGAUUGAGCGGAACGAGGAGAAGGGGUCCGAGCAGCCGCUGGACGCUCCCAUCAACGAGGAGAUGAUGGCGUCAAUGCCGAGUCCGGACUUGAAGCCUAUGCCACUGCCUGGCGGGAUGUCGCCUAGGACGGAGACCGUGCCCUUGGGCGCCGUCAAUGUACCUCGCCCAGCGGCGGAUGCGCCUGAUUUGGCUAAGACACCCCCGGGAAAUGCGGUCGGAGUGCCUCCUGGGCAGGCAGCCACUUUGUGGGGAACACCUCCUACUGGGCGCAUUGGCGCUGUUGCUCCGGCUCCGGCUGGCGGGUCAGGACUGUCCAAAGGGCAUGCUGUCGCGCCAUCUCAGUCCGACUCGACGUCGUAUGCCACAGCGCCGGAGGGCAGGAACUCGUCCGGAGGGGGCUCGUCACAACCUGCCGUGUCUGAGUCGCCUGAGGGUGGGUACUACUUCCACAUGGAGGAGUCCGUAUCCAUGUCGUCUUCGUCAUCGACGAGCGACGAAGGGUUGCUGCGCGAGGCUGGCGUGAUUGGGGGACCGCCGAUGCACAUGCCGGAGCCGGUGUUGUACACCUCGAGUAGUCGUGCGUCGAGUCUAUUUAUGCACGACGAAGAGGGCGGAGGCGGGAUGGGGAUGUCGGACAGCGUCCUUGGUCCGAUGGUGGCUGGUUUGGAGCAGCGUGAGCCUGCAGGCGGGGCGGAUUAUGCUGGUUACGAAUCCCCGCCGCCUGCCACAGAAAUGUUGGCCGAGAUCAAGAAUGAGCGACGGUAUAGGCUAUUGCUCAACCACGAGUAUCAUCCGUCGCUGAACCUUCCGCUGUGGACACCUACACCCGUAGAGGUUGGCGCCGUCGGAUACCUCUCCAAGCCUGCGGGACGCUUCGUAACGCUGUUCAACGCAUUCGCGCCUGAUCAUGCCGAAGAGGAGAGUAUACGUGGGCUCCCGAGCGUGAGCGGCUACGGUACAUGGCGCGUUGGCGUACAGCAGGUCGAAAAGCGCGGCAUCGCGCAGAGAGGACUGGACGCUAUCGUUGGGUUCUUGACCUACAAAAGUCGUGGCGGUGGUGCAAGCUCCGAGAGCAUUUCCCGCCGCUACUCCUACCCUCUUCGUUCAGGACACAAGGUGGCAUACCUGUGCACUGAGACGGCGACAUAUCGGUAUCUCUACUCGGCCGACGCAGCAAGGCGCUGGUUCGUCAACAAUGUCGACGCCGUCGUGCGUGCAUACGGUCGGGACCAUCAUAUCGGGAAAGAGGACUUGUUCUUCGUGGUCGGUACGCUCGACGCUCCAGACCACGCUCUGUUCGUGAGCCACGUUCAUCCGGAUGGGCAGGCGCAUUUCAACGUAUACGCCUCGCCAGUACAAGGCCAGCCGUGGGGCAGGUUCACGAUGGAUACUGCCCCAGAUGUCGCGGGCCCGAGCUACGACUCGGACGACCCGCAGAAGAGCGUCACGGCGAGCAAGGUAUCGGGGAGCGGUGACCCUCCACGGACGGUGCUGUUAGCUCGACUGCGAUUCAAGCCUGAUGAGAAGGAACCGACGACAAAGUUGUAAUCUUGCAUCCUGGACGCAGCACUUAUGGACAUUUGCACACGGAAUCGCACACCACAUUGGAUAGCACGGACUGCAAGUAAUUUAUGUACAAGACACGCAUGGUGGAAUAGCAUUGGACCUGUAAUUGUGUGCAUGCGAUCGAUACGAAGGGCUAGAACUCGUAAAAUAGAUGUUCGAGGUCUGUAGGGGAGCCUUCAAGAAGUAGAUGGAUUGACUGACAUGCAUAUUACUACAGUUGUUGUUCAGACUUGCGUCGCGACAGUACCUAAGCAUUGAAAGACUUGCGGUGGGACCG
Messenger RNA from Schizophyllum commune H4-8, 3268 nucleotides. Its product is annotated as kinase-like protein. The transcript has 12 exons. Gene Ontology annotation, molecular function: ATP binding; protein kinase activity. The coding region runs from base 61 to 2973 and encodes 970 amino acids. The record is from RefSeq and is a predicted model, not a curated record. Lineage: Eukaryota; Fungi; Basidiomycota; Agaricomycetes; Agaricales; Schizophyllaceae. Gene Ontology annotation, biological process: protein phosphorylation.